AUGUCUCACCGCAAGUUCGAACGACCCCGACAUGGCUCCCUGGGCUUCUUGCCCCGCAAGCGAACGAGGCACCACCAGGGCAAGAUCAAGAGCUUCCCCAAGGAUGACCCUGCAAAGAAGCCCCACCUCACUGCCUUCAUGAGCUACAAGGCAGGCAUGACGCACAUCGUCCGAGAGGUGGACCGACCUGGCUCCAAGCUGCAUAAGAAGGAGAUCGUCGAGCCCGUGACGGUGCUGGAGAGCCCGCCCAUGAUCGUCGUCGGCUUUGUCGGCUAUGUGGAGACCCCUCGGGGCCUCCGGGCACUGAACUCCGUGUGGGCCGGACACCUGUCUGAGGAGUGCAAGAGGCGCUUCUACAAGACCUGGCACACGUCGAAGCAGAAGGCCUUCACCAAGUAUCAGAAGCGCUGGGAAGAGGCAUCCAAGGACGGCAAUGAGGCAAUGAGCGCUGAGGUGGAGCGCGCCAAGAAGUACUGCCAGGUGAUCCGCGCCAUCUGCCACACGCAGGUGGGCAAAGUGAGGAUCGGUCAGAAGAAGGCCCACAUCAAGGAGGUUCAGGUGAACGGAGGAAGCACUGCCGACAAGGUGGACUUUUGCAUGGGCCUAUUCGAGAAGGAGGUCAAGGUUGAGGACGUCUUCAGCCAGGACGAGAUGAUCGACGUGAUCGGUGCCACCAAGGGUAAAGGCUUCAACGGCGUGGUGACACGCUGGGGCGUUACCCGGUUGGUGCGUAAGUCGCACCGGGGCUUGCGAAAGGUGGCAUGCAUUGGCUCCUGGCACCCGGCCCGCGUUUCUUUCCAGGUGCCCCGAUCCGGUCAGCGCGGCUACCACCACCGAACGGAAAUCAACAAGAAGAUCUACCGCGUCGGCAAGUCCUUGAAGGAUGACGCCACCAACGCGACCACGGAGAACGACCUGACCGAGAAGGCCAUCACGCCCAUGGGCGGCUUCAGCCACUACGGUGAGGUGCGUGAGGACUGGAUCAUGCUGAAGGGCACCGUCAUGGGACCCCGCAAGCGCUUGAUCACCAUGCGCAAGUCGCUGCUGCCGCAGGUCACGCGCAAGGCGUUGGAGAAGGUGACUUUGAAGUUCAUCGACACAUCCUCGAAGAUGGGCCACGGCCGCUUCCAGACCAGCGACGAGAAGGCCAAGUUCUACGGCGCGCAGGCCAAGAAGGCGAAGACCGAAGCGAAGGAGGAGGCAUGA
Molecule: messenger RNA, 1206 nt
Organism: Symbiodinium natans
Lineage: Eukaryota; Dinophyceae; Suessiales; Symbiodiniaceae
Source: the annotation of a GenBank genome assembly